AUGUCCUCAGACUCCGCCUCAGCCUCAGGCCGCUACAAACUCGUUUUCUUCGUCCCGCAUUCCCACCUCGAAGCCUGUAAAGAGGCCAUCUUCGCGACCGGAGCAGGGACCUUCCCGGGCGGUAAAUACACCAAGUGCUGCUUCCAGAUGCCGGGUCAAGGUCAAUUCCUACCGUCUGAUGAAGCUAAUCCCGCGAUCGGAGCUGCAGGAGCGUUGGAAACGGUGGAGGAGAUGAAGGUCGAAGUGAUGUGCUUCGGUCGGAGCAUCAUGUUGCAGGCGGUGGAUGCGCUGAUCAAGGCGCAUCCGUAUGAGGAGGUCGCAUAUGAGGUCUAUAAGCUCGAGGAUUGUCGCUCCCCUCCUCCCCCGUCCACUCAUAUCCCCUCUCUCCUGCCAGCAAUGGCUUCCAAAUUCUUCCCCGCCGUCCCUCGGGUCGGUCGUCAGUUCUUCCAGCGCGCCCCCAAGACUCAAUGCAGACCGUUCUCGGCUGGUCCGCAACGUUGCAGCGACUCCCUCUCCGUGCACCGCAACAAGCCUACCAACAACCCGAGCAUCCCGUUCACGUUCAACGAGCAGAACCAACGAUUGAUCGAUGAGAUCCUCAAGCGCUACCCCCCCCAGUACAAGAAGGCUGCCGUCAUGCCUCUCCUGGAUCUGGGCCAGCGUCAACAUGGCUUCACAAGCAUUAGCGUCAUGAACGAGGUCGCCCGCCUCCUGGAGAUGCCCCCCAUGCGUGUCUACGAAGUCGCUACUUUCUAUACCAUGUACAACCGUGAGCCUGUUGGCAAAUACUUUGUACAGCUUUGCACAACGACGCCAUGUCAGCUCGGAGGCUGCGGUAGCACCAAGAUCCUGGAAGCUAUCGAGGAACACCUCGGCAUCACCGCCGGACACACCACCGAGGAUGGACUCUUCACCUUGCUCGAAGUCGAGUGCCUGGGCGCCUGUGUCAAUGCCCCCAUGGUUCAGAUUAACGACGACUACUACGAGGACCUUACUCCCGAGUCCAUCAAGACUCUCCUCACCGCACUCAAGGAGUCCGCGACCGCCACCGACGCCGGAAAGUCGGUUAAAGUUCCUGCGCCUGGCCCAAUGAGUGGAAGAGACACCUGUGAGAACAGCGCCGGACUGACAAACCUGAAGAACCCUGUGUGGGAUCCGGAGACGAUGAUGAGAAAGGACGGUGCCUUGGACCAGCCUCAGCAGCAAUAA
Molecule: messenger RNA, 1209 nt
Organism: Aspergillus pseudotamarii
Lineage: Eukaryota; Fungi; Ascomycota; Eurotiomycetes; Eurotiales; Aspergillaceae
Product: thioredoxin-like [2Fe-2S] ferredoxin-domain-containing protein
Exons: 4
Coding region: 1-1209 (402 amino acids)
Molecular function (GO): NADH dehydrogenase activity
Source: RefSeq, a predicted model, not a curated record